Messenger RNA from Acanthisitta chloris (rifleman), 2153 nucleotides. RefSeq names its product calpain 14 (gene CAPN14). Gene Ontology annotation, biological process: proteolysis. Gene Ontology annotation, molecular function: calcium-dependent cysteine-type endopeptidase activity; calcium ion binding. Lineage: Eukaryota; Metazoa; Chordata; Aves; Passeriformes; Acanthisittidae. The record is from RefSeq and is a predicted model, not a curated record. The annotation marks the transcript as partial. The transcript has 23 exons. Gene Ontology annotation, cellular component: cytoplasm.
ACGUGAAGGUCAAUGGCUGUAAAAAGGGAAAGUUUGAAGGAAGAGAGUAUUUGAAGGGAGAGACAGUAUUUUUCAUCUGGAGAAAAGGAAUUCUUCUGAAGAAGACACACCUAAUACCAGAAAACCAGGAGUUUCCAGCAGAACUGUGCAGGCAGAACUACCAGGCUUUGCUGGAGUUAUGCUUGAAGAACAAAUGCCUUUUCACAGAUGAUAACUUUCCAGCUCACAUCAGCUCUAUUGGAACAGGAGCCCUGCUAAAAAAACUACCCCGAAAUUUACAGUGGAAGAGGCCACAUGCUUUACACAAAAGUCCAGUAUUUUAUGCUGCAAACAGAAAGCAACUUGAUCUCUGCCAAGGAUUGGUGGAGAACUGCUGGUUCCUGGCGGCCCUGGAAGCCCUGACAUUCCACCAGGACAUCUUGGCUGCAGUCGUGCCACAAAACCAGAGCUUUGAGAGGAAAUAUGCUGGCAUUUUCCACUUCCGGUUCUGGCACUUUGGUGAAUGGGUUGACGUGGUGGUUGAUGAUCGCCUGCCGGUGAACGAGGCGGGAGAGCUGGUCUUUGUUUCCUCAGUCAAUAAGAACGUGUUCUGGGGAGCCCUUCUGGAGAAGGCAUAUGCUAAACUCUAUGGCUCCUAUGAAGAUCUGCAAAUUGGGCAUGUUUCAGAAGCCUUGGUGGAUUUUACAGGAGGUGUUAAUACAAGGAUCAAGCUUGCAGAAGCUCCUCCUUAUCUGUGGGAUAUCCUGACAAGAGCCACCUACAGCAGAUCUCUCAUGGGCUGUCACACACAUUUAGGGACAACAAAGGUCCUGAAGAAUGGGCUUGUUGCUGGCCAUGCCUACACAGUAACUGGUAUUAGAAAGGUGACCUGUCGGUAUGGACCAGAAAACCUAGUGAGACUGAGAAAUCCAUGGGGGAAAAUUGAAUGGAAAGGAGAUUGGAGUGACAGCUCUUGUAAGUGGGAGCUGCUGAGCCCAAAGGAGAAGAUUUUGCUGAGAAAAAUGAAGGAGGAUGGAGAAUUCUGGAUGUCUCUGCGAGAUUUUAAGGUUCAGUUUGUAGAUCUGAUGAUUUGUAAAUUAACUCCAGACCUGAUGAGCCAGGAAGAUGGGAAAAAGUGGAUGUACUCCCUGAAGAGUGGGAGAUGGGUUAAAGGAAGUACAGCAGGAGGAAAUCUGGGAUUCUGUAAUGGCAACUUUUGGAUGAAUCCUCAGUACUGGCUGAAUGUUUUACCAGCUGAAGACAGUAAGAAAAGCCAGAAUUCGUGCAAUGUGGUCAUAUCCCUGAUGCAGAAACACAGCACCAAACACCGGAACCAAGCUCCUCACCUUUUCAUUGGAUUUUUACUCUACAAGGUCCAUAAGUACCAGGAAAGCAACAGAAAGCUGCCCCCAGCUUUCUUCACCCAACAUCAGCCUGUGAACAAGCACCAGGUUUUCCUUGAUGAGCGGGAAGUGACUCAUGACUUCCAUCUGGAGCCUUCUGUCUAUGUGAUUGUCCCAUCCACCCUGGAGCCUCAGCAGGAGUCUGAAUUCAUCCUGCGGGUCUUCUCCAGGAAGCAUCUUCUCCGGGAAAUGGGCGGGAAUACCAGUUUCACCCUCUCGAAGGAAAUUGCUGAUAGAUAUGAAGGCAAGACCUGGGAAGAUUUUUUCAAAAAGCAUUUUGAACAAAAUCCUGAAAUAAAUGCUGUUCAUCUCCAGAGGAUCUUGAAUAAUAUAUCUUGCAGAAAUUUCCAGAGUUUUCGCCUGAGUUUCAGUCUGGAUUCCUGCCAGAGUAUCUUGGCACUCCUGGAUCUGAAUGCCACUGGCACACUGAGUAUCCAGGAAUUCAGAGUCCUGUGGAAAAGGCUGCUUUUCUAUUUGUCCCUCAUCCCCCAGGAAGUUUUCCAGAAAAGAGACACUAGCAGAUCAGGAAAGCUUGACCUUGUGGAACUGCAUGCAGCUGUACAGGAGACAGGCAUUUCACUCAGCAAUGAAAUAUGUAAUUUGAUGGCAAUCAGAUAUGGUGACCCUGACUUACAGAUCAGCUUUGAGAGCUUUGUUUGCUUCAUGCUUCGAGUGGAGAUCAUGGGAGAGGCCUUUCGCAACUUAACACAGGAUGGCAAAGGGAUAUAUCUGCGAGAAUCUGAGUGGAUGAUGAUGACACUUUAUUCCUGA